This is a messenger RNA of Labrus mixtus (cuckoo wrasse), 3132 nucleotides long. Its product is annotated as trichohyalin-like. Bases 411 to 2996 code for a protein of 861 amino acids. NCBI's taxonomy places the organism in Eukaryota, Metazoa, Chordata, Actinopteri, Labriformes, Labridae. The record is from RefSeq and is a predicted model, not a curated record. The transcript has 21 exons.
GUCAGUGGACAGGAGAGGGUCUCUACAGCAAGGUACUGUAAGAUGUAGGCCUCUGUGAAAUGUUUGGCAGACUCCAGCUAUGUAGCCUCAUUUUUAUACAUUUGAUGAGAAAUGCUUGUAUUGAAAUAUGGAGAAUGGUGUGAUUAACUAAUUUAUAAUAAGGAUAAAUGAUGCUGUUUGUUCUCAAACACCCUCUGAUCAAGUGGUGUUAAAAUUAGUUGUUGAUCAUCAAGUAGAUCAUCAAGUAAGUAAUGGGAAUAUAUUACGCAUGUACCAAGAAUAGACACACACGCCAGCAGCCACCUUUGUGUGAAAAUCUGCUCCUGUCCCCGGAGCAGUGGAGGAGAUGAGGAUUGAAAACUCACCCAUACAAAGAGAAGACAUAGCUAAGAUCAAGGCGGACAGUCAUAAUGUUCAGGUCCUCAUGCAGGAGCUCGAGUCCCUUUUCCCUCACGGAUCUCGACAUGUGGGACAACAGAUCUCACUUUACAGCCCAGACCUCCACAUGGUGUGGAAUGGCAGCUGUCUCCGGGACUGGGUGUCUGUCCAAAGUCAGCACAAGCACAUGUGGGAGCACUGGUGGCUUCAGACAGAACGACCCAGGUCUAAGGAAGUGGCAGUCAUUGUCCCAUCUGGAGGCCGCACCACGACCCUUUCCUCCGUCUCCAGGAGCUGAAAUGAGGGCUGCCAGAGGCGAAUGCAGCUUAAGACAGGCAGAAGCAGGGCGAUGGAUGCAGGAUGUCCAUGAGCGUCUGGACACCCAGCUGAGGAACAGAAAAUCACAGCUAAGCUACAACAAAACUACCACACAACUCCUUGACAUGAAACACAAGCAGCUCUCAGAAGCAAUGACCGCUUUCAACCUGGAGAAGGAGGCAGCUGAAUUUUCCCAAAGAGGAGAGCUUCAUGAAAAGGUCCUACAGCUGGAGAAGGAGCUGUUUCAAAUGAGGUCUAGUUUGGGCAGAGGGAACGCCGAUCAUCCAAAUCCUGUCUCGCUAAGUAAGACUUUACCAUCGAGUGAAGAAGACUUGAGCAGACAGGAGAGUCACAAGGUUGACACAGAGCUGCACACGCUGAGGGAGGCUCUGAGAGAAGCGGAGGCGAGAGCGAAGACACAAGAAGAAGAAAGAAACCAGGCCCUUCAGAAACUCCAGACUUCCACAGAGACGCAGAGGACGCUGCUGAAUCAAAUAGAGGAGAUGAGGCUCAGCCACACGAGACAGAAUCACGCCGAAAUUCAGGAACAGCUGAGUGAAGCUAACAAUAAGAUCAGCCAAGCGUGCCUGGAAAAAGCUAUCUUGACAACUCAAGUGAUAAAGCUGGAGGAUAAUAUAAAAGACCUGAAGAGCAAAUUGGAAAAAGCAGGUCUCCAGCAGAGGAACCAGGUCCUGGAGCUGCAGCUGAAAAGAUCCCAACAGGGUUCAGAUGGAUGUGAGGACACUGAGUCGAAAAACAACAAACAGGAUCAGAAAACAGUUGUGAUGAGGGAAGAAUCAAAGGCACUCAAAGAGGUGAAUGAAAAGCUGAUCCAUGAGCUUGACAUGACCAAGCAGAAACUGACAACAUCACAGUGUCAGCUGCAGGAGAUAACAGCAGAGAGAGACACGUUCUCCAGACAAACUGCAGAGAUGAAGGAAGAACACUCUCAGCAUAUCAAAGACAAAGACCAGUUGAUCAGUAAGCUGAACCAAGGUGGACAUGAGGAGCUAACUGAAAUGAAAGAAAAGUGUGGCCAGCUCAGAAAAUCUGUGGACGUUUUGGAAUCGGAGAAACUGAAAUUGCAGGAUCAGUGUCUGCGUUUGAAGGCGGAGGUCCAUGAGAAAGAGGAGAAGCUACACCUGCAGGAGGAAGAGUUUCAGAAACAAGAUGCAGCGAGAGUCCAGACCCUGCAGGAGCUGAAAGCUGUGGCCUCACAUUGGACUGAGAAAUGGCAGAAGGCUGCUUUGACACUGCAGGCCACACAGGGAGAGCUUGAGGAACUCAAAAAGAACAACUUCAGAAAUGGGAGGGAAUCGGAGUCAUUGCUGAGGCUUGAGCUUGGCGCGUGCAGACAAGAGCUGGAGUUGGAAAGAAGCAGGAAUCAGCUGCUGGCUCACGUACAUAAAGGUGAUAAAGCGGUGCGGGAUCAGGACACAGAGACAGUGACAGACUUAUCACAAUCCUCUUUGUUAUGUGAGCCACCAUCCGACUCCCAGACGAGCAAAAACAAAACCCCUCAGGUGCAUAUUAACCAGAGGAUGGCCAAAGCAGAGGAGGAUCUAAGGGAAAAGGAGGACGCUUUGAAGAGCGUCGAGGGGCUGAGAGAGACUGAACUAAACAAGGCUCAACUCAGGAUUUCUCCUCUGGAGCUAAAGGUUAAAGACGACCAAUCAUCUUAUGAAGGCAAUAAGGAUACAACUGUUGGUUCAGUUAAUCCAGAAACAGAACAGCAAAGGAGGAUGGUCACUGAGCAGUUAAAGAGUCUGUUUAAAGACCGAGAAGCUAGGGAGCUGCAAACAGGUGACAACAGUCCAGGAGCAGCUCUGACAGAGGCCUCAUCCCUACAGGACCAGUCCCACACUAAAGCCAUGCGGAAAACAGGGGGCAGGAGGAUCUGGGCACAGAGCUCAGGCUUGCUGCCUGUGUUUGAGGAGGAUGAGGAGAGCAGUGAAUGUUCAGGAGGGGAGGAGGCAAAGCCAACAGAAGUGGCUGCUGAGAUGUCUGAUCACACUGUGGAUGCAGGUAUCGUCACUCUGAAGGCAAAACAUGAGAAUCUUCUACGAGGUGAAGUUGUGUCCCUAAAAAGCAAGCAACCAGUCCAUACUCGUCCUCAGGCUGCAGAAAAUCUUUCAGACAGGACUCCAGAUGUGGAAGUGGCAGACAUACCGAACACUUCAGAUGAAAACAGUCUGAAAAAGAAGAGAUCAGAUCCCAUCUACCCUGAUGGAAUAUUCCAGGCUGAGCUUGUUGAUAUCUGUAGCCCUGAUGAAGACGAAGAGGAGGGAGUGGACAAAUGAGGUGUUACGUUAAAGAUGUCUGCACUGGGCAAUGCUUGCUUUGCUGGAACAUUGACCAUUACUGCAAGGGGUUCAUUAUAAAUGUUUGUGCCUUAAAGCUUAUACAGUAUGGAUUAACUCACAUGAAGUGAAAGGA